Molecule: messenger RNA, 1902 nt
Organism: Bubalus bubalis (water buffalo)
Lineage: Eukaryota; Metazoa; Chordata; Mammalia; Artiodactyla; Bovidae
Product: PRAME family member 8
Exons: 4
Coding region: 145-1557 (470 amino acids)
Biological process (GO): negative regulation of DNA-templated transcription; negative regulation of apoptotic process; positive regulation of cell population proliferation
Cellular component (GO): cytoplasm
Source: RefSeq, a predicted model, not a curated record
CUGAGAUGCUGUCUCCUGGGCUUGGGUCCUAAACAUUCCGAACCAAGUAAAAUAACUCUCUACUUUCAGGUGGUGACUAGCGUUUUAGUCGACGGUUUUCAUCUAACGCCUGGAACUCAGGAUUCCAUUAAGAGAAGAAUCAGGAUGAGUGCUCACAACCCACCCAGACUUGUGAACUUGGCAGCAAUGAGCCUGUUGAGAGAUGAGGCCUUGGCCAUCUGGUCUUUGGAGUAUCUGCCCAUGGAGCUCUACCCAACACUAUUCAUGGCCGCCUUCUCUCUCAGACGCAGUGAGACCAUGAUGGCCAUGGUGCAAACCUGGCCCUUUGCCCGCCUGCCUCUAGGAGGGCUGAUGAAGAAGCCUCACCAAGAAACCUUAGAAGCAGUGCUGGAUGGACUUGAUGUCCUGCUGGCCCAGAAGGUUCAGCCCAGGAAGUGCAAACUGCGGGUGCUGGACUUGAGAAAUACUGGCCAGGACUUCUGGAACAUGUGGUCUGGAGACAAGUACCAUGUGACCUCAAGUUCACUUAGGGCAUCAGUGGCUAAGGACAUGUCAAGGACAAAGCACUCCUUGGCUCCCUUGGAGAUGUACGUAGAUCUUUGUCUCAAGGAAAAUACCUGGGGCAAAUGUAUCACCUACCUCUUCACGUGGGUGGAGCAGCGGAAAGGCUCCAUACACUUGUGCUGUAAGAAGAUGAAGAUUGUUUCAAGGUCCAGGGAAACUAUUAAGAAAGUUUUCCGAAUAGUGAAGCUGGACUGUAUCCAGGAGGUGGACUUGAAUUUCACCCAGAAGCUGUCCAGCCUGGCCAAGUUUGCUCCUCUCCUGGGCAAGAUGAGCAAUGUUCAGAAACUCCUUCUCUCCCCCAUUCAUGGGUCUGCUGCUGAGGAACAGGACCAUCAGGCUCUUCUGCAAUUUACUUCUCAGAUCCUCAGACUGCAGUACCUCCGCUAUCUCCGUAUGGAAGGUCCAUCUUUCCUUGAAGGCCGCCUGAACCAGAUGCUCAGAUGCCUGACGAUCCCCUUGCACAACAUCUCAAUAACCAACUGCCUGCUUACAGAAUUAGACUUAACCCAUCUGUCCCAGUGUCCGAAAAUCUGUCAGCUAAAGGGCCUGAAUCUGAGUGGUGUUACCCUGACCAACUUUUGUCCUAAGCUCAUCCAAGGCCUGCUGGAGAAAGUUGCAGGUACUCUUGAAGAGCUGAACUUAAACUUGUGUGGGAUCACGGACUCCCUCCUCACGGCUCUUGUGCCUGCCCUGAGCUGCUGCUCCCAGCUCAGGGUCUUCAGCGUGUGUGGAAACCUCAUCUCCAUGGCUGUCCUGCAGAGUCUCCUGCGUCAUACUGAUGGGUUGUCUGCUUUACGUCUAGAGUUUUAUCCUGCCCCUCGGGAGAGUUACAGCUUUCUGGGUAUUCUUAACCAGGAGAGACUUGCCCAACUAAAAGCUGAGCUUUGGCAGCUCCUUACAGACUUAGGACAUCCCAGGAAGAUUUGGAUUAGCCCCAGCCCCUGUCCUCACUGUGGUGAGGAAGUGUGUGAUCAUCUGAAUCCCAAUGCAUAAUACUGUAAUACCCUGCCUAGGUGGUUGCCUCUAUCAGAAGCUUUCUUCUGGACACUUGGAAACUGAAAUCUAGUACAUAGGUAUAUUAUGAAGGGAAAAUACACCCUUGAUUUCUGAUACCAGCUCAGUGUCAUUGAGAAAAGCAAACGUGAUCCAGCAAGGGUGCAGGAUUCUAGAAGGAUAUGUUGACUUGGGGAGUUUGGGAUUUAUUUAGAGACAUGUUUAUGGAGUCAAAUAUGAACCUAAGUUUCUGGAGGUUCAGUUUGAGACACACAUGUUUGAGUUAUUUCUGUAUGCACAAUUGUAGAAAUGAUCAGAAAUAAAGAGACCUUCCGUGUAAAUGAA